ACUCACACACUCCUCAGCUGCUCCUGCUCAGCUCCUGUCUCCUCUGGGACGCCUCUCUCUGUCCUCGCCGGCGUCUCCCCGGUGUCCUCAGCGUCAUGGAGAGUCUGGAGAAGCAGCUCAUCUGUCCCAUCUGCCUGGAGAUGUUCACCAAGCCGGUGGUCAUCCUGCCGUGCCAACACAACCUGUGCCGCAAGUGUGCCAAUGACGUCUUCCAGGCAUCCAACCCGUACCUGUCGACACGGAGUGGCUCCACCGUGACGUCCGGCGGUCGUUUCCGCUGCCCAUCCUGCAGACAUGAGGUGGUUCUGGACCGACACGGUGUCUAUGGCCUGCAGAGGAACCUGCUGGUGGAGAACAUCAUUGACAUGUACAAACAGGGCAGCACCAGUAAGCCUGUUGUGGAAGUAAAGCCUGAGCAGCCCAUGUGUGAGGAGCAUGAAGAUGAGAAGAUCAACAUCUACUGCGUCACCUGCAGCGCCCCCACCUGUUCACUCUGCAAGGUGUUUGGAGCGCACAAAGACUGUGAGGUCGCCCCGCUCAACGACGUCUUCAACAAGCAGAAGGCGGAGCUGGCUGACUGUGUGUCCAUGCUGGUUGGGAACAAUGAGAGGAUUCAGGCGAUCGUCAGUCAGCUGGAGGAAACCUGCAGAGCCGUCGACGAGAACGGUCGGCGACAGAAGUCGAAGGUGUGCGAGACAUUCGAUCACCUGUUUGCUCUGCUAGAGGAGAAGAAGAGCGAGAUGACGGUGAGGAUCAACGCCGAGCAGGAGGAGAAGCUGGACUACAUCCGAGGCCUGAGGAGGAAGUACACCGAGCACCUGGACGGCACCGCCAAGCUGCUCGAAACCGCCAUCCAGACCAUGGAUGAGUCUGAGAUGGCCCUGUUUCUGCAGAUGGCCAAACCUCUGCUGCAGAAGAUCGUGGAGGGCUCCGACACGUCUCACCUCGAUAAGGUCCAGCACGGCUACGAGAACAUGGAUCACUUCACGGCAAACUUUGAGCAUCAGAGGAGAGCGCUGAGCGACAUCGACUUCAUCAAACUUGACGAAGACGAAGAUGAUGAUGAAGAUGAGGGGGAGGUCAAAGUUCAGAUGGCCGGAAGUCUAGCAGAGUCGCAGCAAGCUGCGUCUGCAGGACUGCUGGCCAAUCAGCAGCCUCUGUCGCCUGGUCUCUCAGCUCCACCCCCUCCGAAAGCCCCAGAGAACACGCCCCCUACAUCAUCACAAACUAAGAGUGCCUCCCCUUCGACAUCAAACCAGACCCCGCCUCCUCUGCCACUCCCAACUGCUAGCCCCGCCCCCCAGUCUGAUUUGCAGAGCGAGGCAGAGGACAAAGACGGACCCAAGCACGUGUUCUCCUUCAGCUGGCUCAACCAGAAGUAGAACCUGGAUCUGUUCCUUCAUCUUUAUCCACGCAGCAAAUAUGAUAAACGUUUGCUUCCAGAAGACGUUUGCUGAACGCGCUGCUUUGUAGUUUCAAGAGACGACGUUUAAUCUGUGUUUUGUUGCUUAAAGUC
This is a messenger RNA of Pelmatolapia mariae (spotted tilapia), 1516 nucleotides long. Its product is annotated as E3 ubiquitin-protein ligase TRIM63-like. Gene Ontology annotation, cellular component: cytoplasm. Gene Ontology annotation, biological process: protein ubiquitination. The transcript has 9 exons. Lineage: Eukaryota; Metazoa; Chordata; Actinopteri; Cichliformes; Cichlidae. The coding region runs from base 96 to 1382 and encodes 428 amino acids. Gene Ontology annotation, molecular function: ubiquitin protein ligase activity; zinc ion binding. The record is from RefSeq and is a predicted model, not a curated record.